Messenger RNA from Vitrella brassicaformis, 3756 nucleotides. The record is from the annotation of a GenBank genome assembly. Lineage: Eukaryota; Vitrellaceae.
GCGCCUUGCGUCUCGCUUUUCCACGCUAUAUUCCCACCUUAUCUGAGCGAGAUGUGCAAGCAGUUGAGCCCCCGGGCCAUGGCGCCCACUGUGCAGGCGCCCAGCGCAUCCAAGGGCUCCCAGAACAGCACAGCAGCGACGCCCAAGCGUGGAGUGAGCAAACUCUUUUGGCCGCUCUCAAGCACUGGGAUGAUGGUGCUUGGGAUAGCCUUGCUGCCGGUAGUGCCUGUUGUGGCGUUCGGGGUGAUCUAUCUCAUCGCAUUCCCUGCCAUCAUGUUUUCGUUCGAUGGUCAGCCAGCUGAGAAUCAGCGCACAACGCACAGCACACACAUGCAUUGUCGUGUGCGGCAUGGUGGUCUUGUCUUUCUCAGUGGGGACGCGCAACAACGUGUUGACGCGCUUCGUGAUGCGUGUCAAGACGCUCCUUAUGGUUGGCUGGAUUGCGUCGACAUUUCCCAUCAUCGCGCCCUGUGUGGUGGCGUACACGCUCGUCAAGGGAGGGUCGCUGGGUUCCUUCACCGGGCCCAUCACUGAGGCGCUGUGGAUGUGGGCGUUCGGCACACAGAGAAAGCGCAAGCACAAGAGGCUGGCCCUGCUCACCGGUGGGUGGGCGGGCGGUGGGCGGACAGCCACAUGCGUGUAAGCAAUCGUGUGUGUCACGUGUGUGUGGGUGCAGGUGGCAAGAUGACCAAGACGUUGCAGGUAGCACGGUGUCUGCAUCGGCAGGGCUGCGAUGUCAUCGUCAUCGCUAACCACAACUACUGGGCGGUCAGUCAGCCACAUAAGACUCGGACAGACGGACGGACGAGCGGACUCUUUGGCGUGCGCUGAUCGAUGUGGUGCAGGCGGCGAUUCAGUUCAGUGGGUGUGUGUACGGCUAUUACACCACACCGAUGGCCGAGACGGAUCCUCACGGUAUGGACUGCCACGGACGGAUGGAUGGGUAAAUGCACUCACUCGUGUCACUUGUGACCUGAACCCACAUAUCCAGGUUAUGUGGACAAGAUCAUCUCCAUCAUUGUCCAGGAGAAGGUGACUUCGCGCGCCGGGACGAGCGUGUUGCACCGAUUCAUCCUCAUCCUUGUCUGUGUGCCGUGCAGGUCGAUCUGUACAUCCCUGUGAGUGACGUCAAGACCAGUGUGGAGGACUCGAUGGUCCGCGACAGACUGCCCCCAUUCUGCCGACCCUGGUGCUUCGACCCGCCACUCACGCGCAAGCUUGACGACAAAGUCCAGGUGCACAGACACACAUGAACGUUCUUGUGUCUUGAGAUGCGGAUAUGUGCGUGUUGUGUGGUGUGCUUGUGCUGUGUGUGUUGGUGUACUGUAUGUCAGUUUACGGAUUUGUGUGACGAGAUGGGACUGCAGGUGCCGGUGGCCUAUCGCAUCACGUCCAGGAGCCAGCUGCACGAACUCAACAAAAUGGACCUCAAGGUACACACGCGCGCACCGAAACACCUCACACAUGGACGGAUGGAUGGAUGGAUGGUCUUUGGCUGAUUCAUGGGUCUGUUCGUGCAGGACGACCGAUAUGUACUCAAGCACGUCGAGUGAGUCUCACAGACACAUGACACAACACAACACCAGUGCGCCGAUGCACACACGCAUCUGUCUGUCUGCUGUCUGGUGCAGGUACGACCCCAUGCGCAGAUACGACAUGUUCACCCUCCCAUGCACACCUCAAGAGUAAGCAGACACCUCGCCACGACAACCACACACACACACACACACACAUAUGCACACACACACAUGGAUGGAUGUAACGCAUGCAGGCUGGACAACUAUCUGGACACUCGUGACAUCCACCCGUCCCCGAGCGACCCCUGGCAGGCACAGCAGUGGAUCACCGGCACCGAGUACUGCACAUGGUCCGUCAUACAGGCCGGCAAGGUUCUCCUCCACACCUGCCACCUCUCAUCGCCCGCACAACUCAACUACAAGUACGACGACGUCCCGGAGAUCCUCGACUGGACAGAGAAAUUCGCCGCGGCCCUCAACACGGCCGGUGGGUAUGCAUGUAGCCAGCCAUCCACCCAUCCAUCUGCUCUCCUCUUGUUUGUCAACAGGUCAGUUUUCCCUGGACGUGAUAGUGCGUGAGAGCGACGGGGAGUGCUUCGUGAUAGAGUGCAACCCCCGGACGCACUCGGCGUGCGUCGCAUUCCACGACCAGGCCGCUGCCGUCGGCGAGGUUUUUCUGCACGGUACGCUUGUUUGUGGGUGUGUAAGUUACUGCGUCUGAUGUGUGAAUGCAAUGCCUCCAUGUCAUGUGUGUGCGUAUGGGUGCGGUGCAUCGAUCAGGCGCGUCUCACUGGACGAAGCCGGAGAACCAGGCCAAGCUGCCCAUGCUGCCCAACAAAGACCACACGCACGUCUACUGGGUACAUCAAUCACACCAACCGCCCUUACACCCACACACGCAGAUCAGAUCCCCACUUACUUCGGCCGAUGUAUUGCAUCGGUGUGUGCAGUUGUACCAGGAGGUCAUGAAGCUGUGGAAGGUGCGGUCGUUCCAGCAGCUCGCCGACCGGGUGGCCUUCCUCUCCUCUGGCCGCGACGCCUGGUUCGAGGUGUCUGACCCGCUGCCAUUCCUCGCCAUCCUCUACUGGCAGAUGCCAUGGCGGCUGCUGCAGGUACGCACCCAUGUGUGUGUAUGUCAACAGGGGUGGGCACAGGUGUUGUGUGUUGUGGGAUGUGUGUGUGGCUGUAGGGUCCGUUGCUGACGGGCAACAGCUGGAGCAAGCUGGAGUGGUGCAUCGGCAAAGUGGUUGAGGUCGGCGGCGACUGAUCGCGUGUGUUCGAACUGGAGUCAGUGAGGGCGUGAGGGAGUGCGGGAGAGAUGGGUUGUGGUCGGUCCGUGAAGGGUUUUCCUCCCGAGUGACAGCACAGCACAGCAUGUGUUGUGUGGAUGAGUGUCGUGUAUCACCCCACGCAUGCAUUGAUUGCGUUCAUGUGGAUGGAUGCAAAUGUGCGUGUCUUGAUGCUCGUGUGUGAUGGAUGCAUAGAUGGAUGGAUGGAUGGAUGGCUAGCUCCCGAAGGGACAUGCGCCACGCACCCCCUGCAUCAUGGCCGUAUACACGUGGAAAGGGAGUAGCCGAAAACAGACAAACGUGAGUCUGUCUCCUACUCUGUCUGUCUGGUGCCGCAUGGAUGGAUGCCCCCCCCUCUCUCUCUCUCUCUGUGUGUGUGUGUGCCUGUCCCUACCUGUGUCCUUGUCUGUCUGUCUGUCUGUCUGCCUGCCUUUCUCCUCCAUUUCUGAGUGAGUCUCUGUCUGUCGAUAGCAAACAUGGAUCCAUCCAUGGAUGACGGCUCACUAUCUAUUUGUGUGCUGACGCGUGUCGAUACGCAUUGCAUGCAACACGACAGGACAGACAGCCCAGCUCUCUUCUUAUAGUGAGAAGAGGCACACACAUACAUACAUACACUCUCCUCAGCGAGCAGCCAAGCCACCUCGCGCAGUUUUUCGCCAUCCCUGUCUGCCUGUCCGUCUGUCUGUGGGUAUGUGUGUGCGACGUGUCUGGAGGCGGGCCGUCACUUUUGUCCUUUUGUCGUGCGUUUGCUGCGUGGGCACGUUUGUCAUGCAUGAAAGAGAGGGCUCCAGUGUGCAGCCAGCCGGCACCCGUGAGUGUGGUGUGCGGGGGGAUACCUGGGGCUUCGCGUACGUCUGUCUUUCUCCGCAUGGGACGAUGCGGAGGGAGUGACGUGUGCUGUGGCCAAGGUGUCCACCACACCGCACACACACAAGGAUACUGUACGUGGC